Molecule: messenger RNA, 578 nt
Organism: Talpa occidentalis (Iberian mole)
Lineage: Eukaryota; Metazoa; Chordata; Mammalia; Eulipotyphla; Talpidae
Gene: CST11
Product: cystatin 11
Exons: 3
Coding region: 77-493 (138 amino acids)
Biological process (GO): defense response to Gram-negative bacterium
Cellular component (GO): nucleus; sperm head; cytoplasm
Molecular function (GO): cysteine-type endopeptidase inhibitor activity
Source: RefSeq, a predicted model, not a curated record
UAGAAAGGGCCAAUGGGAUCUGACCAGCCCCCAGGCAGGCACAGAGGGGUUCUUCUUAUUUGUUCCUGACUGAGGGAUGAUGACCAGAUUCCAAAAGGCCUCACGGCUCCUGCUGGCCAUUCUGGUAGCCUUGGUGACCAUCACCUACCAAACAAGGAAGAAAACCUUUAUAAGUGUCCGAGAAAUUUCUAUGUCAGAACCAUAUGUGUUCUCCACCAUGCAGUUCGUGACCAGCCAGUUCAACAAGGAAAGUGAUGACAAGUACAACUUCCGGAUUGUGCGGGUCUUGAAGAUCCUGAGGAAGGUUACUGAUCACCUGGAGUAUCACAUGAACUUGGAGAUGCGGCGGACCACCUGUCAAAGGCUGGAGGCUAUUAACUGUACCUUUCAGAAAGGGGAGCUUUAUAAGCAACUCAACUGCCACUUCUCAGUGUAUGCUAUUCCCUGGUUUGAAAAAUACAAAAUUCUGAACAAAACCUGCAAAGAUGGCUAGGUGUCCUGCCGUGCACACCUGUGGUCGUGGUAUAAGAAAUUGUCCUGCGAUUGAACAGUCAUUCUCAAUAUAGAAAAUAAAUGUU